AUGCCCGCCUUCUUCCAGUUCACACAGGGCUCUGAAUCGCGCGUCCGGCCUACAGACUCGUCGCCUUUGCUCGGUCGCUAUCGAGCCGUGCCCCCUCGUCCUGGCAUCGGACCACGCCGACCAAGCAGCCCUCUGGGACUGUUGUCUAACGGGCGCGACAGCAUACACGUUGGCUACGGGGCGCUGAUUGUGGCCGAGAUCGAGGCGGGGCUUCUCAGCGACGGCUCUGGCGAGGAUGAGAGAGCGGUUGGCGACUCGAGGUGGGAGCGGCUGUGGCAGAGCUACUUCAUCGAUCUCUUUGUUGAUCCAAGGCCGUCGGCGGUGAAGCGCGUGGUGGACAGGUGGUGGAGUCGAUAUGGACUGCUCGUCUUCCUCCCCGCGGCGCUGGCCGUUGCGUGGUGUGCCGUGCCUUUCCCGCAGUACUCGUUCCCGGACGAAGGCCACGACGGCGAUGAAUCGAAUGACAUCUGGCUGCGACUGAUACGAACCACGGUGACGUUCGAUAGCAAGGUCCCCGGUCACGGAGCGGCCCGUGUGCAAGUCAACUUUUGGUUCUUCCUCUUCGUCUACUACGGCUUCUACAACCUCAGUGCUCUGAUUUGGAUCACCAAAGUAUUCAAUCUUUACAGGUUGAACUGGUGGCCACAGUCUUUUGGAUUCCCAAUAACAAUCUCUCUUCUGGCCAUCUUAUCUCUUGCUGUACCCAUUCCCGUAUACUUCAUACCUUCUACUCGCUUUCUCACCGCUCACAAUACUGCUUGGGUGUCAUGGACAUUCAUCGUCAUGGCCAUGCCGGUCGCCAUCGCCUUUCUCAUCUUAAUGACAAACGAGCGUCAUAUUGGGUUACGGCACUCUCUCUCUGAGACGCAGCGCAUCUUCACUACCUCAUGGUGGACAGGAGAGCCCGACUCGUUUCCUAACCGACACCGCCGCCGUCGCGAUCUCCCUGAAGACCUCUGGGAGCAAGAUGUUCUGAGAGUCCUGCCUCCUUCUGGUGCAUCUAGAGUGUCACUGAGGCGACGGUGGCUGCCAGCAAGCUUUGUGAGGUUUCUGUGGUUCUGUGUAGCCCUCUUCAUCGGGCUGAUGGCGUAUGUUUUGGGAGAAGCGUAUGCUGAAAUUUACCUCCGCACAUUGCCUCACAACAACUUUGAAACUAUUGUAUAUGUGUACGGCUGGGUAGUGACGGUGCAUUUACUGGACGCUUUGACGGGAUGGGUGCUGGGCAUCAGGGAGGGCGAGCGCGUGGGAAGCUAUCCUUUGAGCUGGGUCUUUAAGCUCUAUUUUAUGCUCACCUACCAGACCUACGUCCGAGCUCUAUACGCCCGCCUCCGCUCGCCGUCCCAAUUCGUUAUUCUUCAAAUUUUCUCUUCCACGGGACUGGUCAUCAUUUCGCCCAUCAUGAUGACUCGCUUAUUCCACAAGAUCCUCACCAUUCUCGGUCUUAGUGGGCUAACAUAUGGCACAUAUCAAAAGCUGCAAACUCGAAACCUCUUCAUCCGCUUUCUAGCCGAAAACACGUCCAUGGCCACCUUCUUGGGGAGCAUCCUAGUGCUUCACUUUGGCGCCAACAAGGAGGUGUACCCAUACUUUGCCUUUGACAAGGCCGAGGACGAGACGCUGCAGUACGACUUUAACCUGACGUUUUACGCCUCCAUGGUGACGUGGGGGUGCGAGCUGGUGGCGAGUCUGGUCGUGAGAGGGCUGAUUGCCCUGUUUUUCAAAAUCGACGUUGGGCUGGAGGGGAAAUUGGAUCUGGCUGUCUGGCCGGAGCUUUUGCCUACCAGUGUUGCUGUCAUUCUCCACGUUUUGCAGAAUAUGCUCUUCUCUAUUAUACGUUUGCAGUUUCGUACAUGA
Trichoderma aggressivum f. europaeum is the source of this 1854-nucleotide messenger RNA. RefSeq lists its product as uncharacterized. The record is from RefSeq and is a predicted model, not a curated record. The transcript has 4 exons. The coding region runs from base 1 to 1854 and encodes 617 amino acids. NCBI's taxonomy places the organism in Eukaryota, Fungi, Ascomycota, Sordariomycetes, Hypocreales, Hypocreaceae.